Messenger RNA from Theobroma cacao (cacao), 1848 nucleotides. Its product is annotated as Adenine nucleotide alpha hydrolases-like superfamily protein. Gene Ontology annotation, cellular component: cytosol. The record is from RefSeq and is a predicted model, not a curated record. Lineage: Eukaryota; Viridiplantae; Streptophyta; Magnoliopsida; Malvales; Malvaceae. Gene Ontology annotation, biological process: tRNA wobble position uridine thiolation. Gene Ontology annotation, molecular function: sulfurtransferase activity; tRNA binding.
AGCGAAGUCCUUAAACCCUACCAAGGACAAAGCUACGGUGAUUGACGAAAACAGGGCAGAACAAAAAAGUGAGUGAUGGCGUGCAAUUCGGCGACGUGCAAUUCGUCCGGUUGCUACAAAGAGUACGAGGUUGAGGAGGAACAGCGACAACCAACGACAAGAGGAGGAAUAAAUGGAAGCGCCACCACUCACCAAAAUCUGUGCGUGAAGUGCAAGUCCAACGAACCCGUUUGCUGCGGCAUCGGUGGGGAUGAUGCCAGAUUUUGCAAGGAUUGCUUUAAGACCAAUUUGUACGGAAAGUUCAAGCAGGCUGUUAGUUAUAACGCUAUGAUUACUCCUUCAGACAAAGUUCUCGUCGCUUUCUCUGGUGGCCCUUCCUCCAGGGUGGUUUUGCAAUUUGUACAUGAGAUACAAUGUAGAGCACAGACGAAUUUUGAUGCAAGUAAAGAUAGGUCAUUGCCAGUUUUUGGUGUUGGAGUUGCAUUUAUUGAUGAAAGUUCUAUUCAUUCAUUUGCUUCUCAAGACGCUGAGAAGGCAAUUGAGGAUAUUAGAUCAAUUGUGUCGAAUUUAGCCCCACCGGAAAAGGAGUUGUAUGUUGUUCCAAUUGAGAAUAUUUUCUCUUCAGAUAAUAUUGAUGGUAAGGAGAGAAUGAAGAAGUUAUUAGAUGCUGUCAGUGAUGUUACUGGGAAAGAAGAUCUUCUCAUACAUCUGCGGAUGUUGUCCUUGCAAAGGGUUGCUUCUCAAAAUAGGUACACUAGAGUUGUGCUAGGAUCGUGCACAUCAAGGAUUGCUUGCCAUGUCAUUUCUGCCACGGUGAAGGGUCAGGGCUAUUCGUUAUCUGCAGACAUACAGUACGUUGAUUCAAGAUGGCAGGUCCCUGUUGUGCUUCCUCUCCGUGAUUGUCCUGCACAAGAGCUCAACACCCUUUGCAGCCUUGAUGGACUCAAGAUAGUGGAGUUGCUUAAUGGUCCAUGCUCCAGUAUCAAUGGCUUGGUAUCAUCAUUUGUUAAAGUACUGCAGGAAGAAAAUCCUUCUCGAGAGUGCACGAUUGUACGAACAGCUGGAAAGCUCACUCCAUUUCACUUUAAUAGGAUUCCAGAUAUCCAUGACUCUAGUGUUCCGUUGGCAACUCGUAGACGUCAAAAGAGACAUAGUAUCAAGCCUAAUGGAUCUCUCUCUUCAGAGUCAUUUUGUCCUAUUUGCAAUAGUCCACUCAAUAAAUCAAACUUCUCAUCAAGUUUGAGAAGUCUUCAAAGUAACGAAAAUUCAGAUAUUUUUGCUGCUGCUGCUUGUUCAAGUUGCCAGUUUCAGAUAAUUCCUAAAGAACCCUCAUUGAUGGAGCAAUUUGUUUCCCUCCUACCCCAGCCUUUGAUUACCAGAGCAAAGCAUGGUGAUCGAGGGGAUUUUAGUUUGUUAAGGGAGCAAAUACAAGAAUUUUUGCUUUCAGAUGGCGAGGAUGAAAUCUAAAUCAGGCCUGCCCGUCCACAGUGUAGUCACCAUCUUUUUUCAGAAGUUCUUCACUACCGGUGUUUGGAUUACUGCUGCUAUUUGAAUGGGAAUGGCUAGGCAGUCCCACGGGGAUACAGCCUUUGCUGGCAAGAACCACCAACUAAGACUACUUGCCAGUUAACGGCAUUAGGUACAUGCCUUUCAUAUUUCAUUUGUGAUGUGAAAUAUGUAUGCAAGGACUAGGCCUGCAUCAUUGUUUGAUGUGUUGAGGAUAAUAAUUAUUAUUAUGCAUUAUUCAUUUUUUCAAGUAUUGACUAAAUAAAAAUGAACGUCCCAUGUAUUAUAGAAAUGGGAAGAUAUUGAUUUGAUCUAAAAUAUUUGAUUGAGAGGUUUCUAACA